CAGAGAGGAGAGCUGCCCGAGACCCUGACUGACAUGUACUCACACUUCCUGCUGGUUCAGACAAAGAGGAAGAAGCUCAAGUAUGCUGAGGGACAUGAGACGAGUCCACAGGAGCUGAUGGAGGCUGACAGGGAAGUUCUUCUGAAGCUGGGGAGGCUGGCGUUUGAACAGCUGGAGAAAGGAAACAUCAUGUUCUACCAAGAAGACCUGGAGCGCUGUGGUCUGGAUGUCACAGAGGCCUCGCUGUACUCAGGAGUUUGUUCAGAGAUCUUCAAAACAGAGAGUGUGAUCUUCCAGAAAACAGUCUACUGCUUCGUUCAUCUGAGCGUUCAGGAGUUUCUGGCUGCAGUCUACAUGUUCCACUGUUACACCAACAGGAACACAAAGGUACUGGAGGACUUCCUGGGGAAAGGCUAUGUUAGUUCAUCCCUGGAUGUCUUCCUGAAGAGAGCCAUGGAGAAAUCCCUUGAGAGUACAAAUGGCCACCUGGACCUGUUUGUCCGCUUCCUUCAUGGCCUCUCUCUGGAGUCCAACCAGAGGCUCUUAGGAGGCCUGCUGGGUCAGACAGACAACAAUCCAGAAAUCAUCCAGAGAGCUAUCAACAACCUGAAGAAGAUGAAGAAGGCCAAUAUCUCUCCUGACAGAAGCAUCAACAUCUUCCACUGUCUGACGGAGAUGAAUGACCACUCAGUCCAUCUGGAGAUCCGAAAGUUCCUGAAGUCAAAGAACAGAUCAGAGAAGAGACUCUCUUUGAUCCAGUGCUCAGCUCUUUCCUACAUGCUGCAGAUGUCCGAGGAGGUUCUGGAUGAGUUGGAUCUGUACACAUACAAAACAUCACCGGAGGGAAAACUGAGACUGAUUCCAGCUGUGAGGAACUGCAGAAAGGCUCGAUUGUGGAGCUGCGGUUUGUCAGAGAUCAGCUGUGCUCCUCUGGUCUCAGCUCUGAAGUCCAACCCCUCCCAUCUGAGAGAGCUGGACCUGAGCUACAACGACCUGAAGGAUUCAGGAGUGAAGCGUCUGUGUGCUGGAUUGGAGAGUCCAAACUGUAGACUGGAGACUCUAAAAUUGUGGAGCUGCGGUUUGUCAGAGAUCAGCUGUGCUGCUCUGGUCUCCGCUCUGAAGUCCAACCCCUCCCAUCUGAAAGAGCUGAACAUUGGUGACAACGUGCUGAAGGAUUCAGGAGUGAAGCUGCUGUGU
Molecule: messenger RNA, 1197 nt
Organism: Perca flavescens (yellow perch)
Lineage: Eukaryota; Metazoa; Chordata; Actinopteri; Perciformes; Percidae
Product: protein NLRC3-like
Exons: 3
Molecular function (GO): protein binding
Source: RefSeq, a predicted model, not a curated record